CAUUCAUUCUUCAUAUAUCGGUCCUAGCCUACCAUUUCAUUUCAUUUAAUUUCCUUUCGUCCCAACUUGUUCCUUCCAUUGUCUUAAUUUGCUGAACCCUUCUUUUCGUAGAAGAACAGCGAAGGAGUUGAGAAAAGAAGACAAUGUUGUUUCCCACUGUUAUUGAAACUGCCAAGAAGGUAUGGGCCACAUGGAACAUCAGAGGAUUCAUUAUUGUAAGCCUCUCGGUGCAGGUCUUCUUAAUUAUGUUAGCGCCAUUUAGAAAAUGGAGAAGUGGGAGACGGGGAAAAUGUCUCGACAUGUUGAUCUGGUCCGUUUACUUGCUUGCCGAUUGGGUUGCCACGUUUACAAUCGGAUUGAUCCUAAGCAAGCAAAUCAAAACCAAGUCUGAAAGUAGUGACAUCUACGUUUUCUGGGCACCCUUUCUCCUGUUGCACCUUGGUGGUCCUGACACCAUUACUUCUUUUGCUCUGGAAGAUAAUGAAUUUUGGGUUAGGCACUUGCUUGGUCUUGGAUUUCAAGUUGGUUCUACUGCCUAUGUCUUCGUUAAGUCCCUUCCAGAGAACAAGCUUUGGCUCCCAACCCUACUAGUGUCAAUGGCAGGAAUAAUCAAAUAUGCAGAAAGGAACCAUGCCUUUUAUCUUGCAAGCUUUGACCAUCUUGGAGAUGAUUGGUUGCCUAGUGAAUGGGGAGAUGAAAUUCCGGUCCCAGCAGAAUUCCAAAAGAUGGACAGCCCAGAAAUUUUUGAGCAAAGUCAGCAGGAGAUGCCAUUAUGGACUGCAGUUCACCUCUUUGGAACAAUCAAGAUGAUGAUUGUAGGCCCUCUUUUAUCUCCAGAUCAAAAUUUUGAGAUCAGAGAAACCUUUCUCCAAGUGAGAGAUUCAUCUCAAGUGCUGCAAAUAAUGGAAAUUGAGCUAAGCCUCUUGUAUGAGGUUCUUCACACCAAGUUGCCUGUGGUUGGUUGCUUGGUGGGAUACAUUUUCAGGCUCGUUACUAUGAGUUGCAUCCUGGGAGCCUUCUUGUUAUUCUCAUUAUUUAAGAAGUAUUAUAAGUUGGAGCAGUUUGAUAUGUGGCUAACCUACAGUUUGCUAAUCGGGGCCUUUGUGUUGGAUAUCAUAUCUAUUGUAUUACUCAUUUCUUCAGACUGGAUUUUGGCUGCUCACAUCCGGAGUAAGGAUUCGAGAUUCUUCGAGAAGCGUAGGUGGUCUAGAGCAGUUUCCCAAUUGAAUUUUAUUACUUGUUUUGUAAAGGAUAAUCGAAGUCUGUUGAAAGAAGUUGCUGAUUUUUUUCGCAUAAGGCGUUUGUUGGAAGUCAUAAAAGAAAUCCGAUGUCUAUCUUCUAAAGAUCUCGAAGUACGCUCAGAAUGGCCUUUCAUUUUUGAGGAAGUGAAAGAAUUGAAUGAGUUUUUGAAUCGUAAAAUGGCAGCCUCGUCUCAGACUGUACUAGACGCCAAGCAAGUUUGGUUAUAUAGUCUUGAACGAGUUCUUGCAGGCUUUACCAAUUCUAAUGAGCUCAUCAAGAUCGUCAAGGAGUUGAAUUACACGAAAAGUGUACUAACGUGGCAUAUAGCCACUGAAUUAUGUUUCCAAAGAGUAGACCAACCAUCUACAUCAGGGGAAUUUUGCAAGAUGCUCUCAGAUUACAUGUUUUACCUAUUAGUAAUGCAGCCAGCUACCAUGGCGGCUGUUUCAGUGAGUUGGAAAAAGGUGUUUGAAGAAACAUUGGCAGAGACCAUGUUAUUAGUAAGGAGUUCAAUCUCAAACGAAAGGGAGGUUAGCAGUAAAAUCCUUAACCUGAUUCCAAAUUUCAGAAAUCCAGAAAGGGAUAUAAAUAGAUCGGUGUUAUUUGCUGCAUCUGCGCUUGCCCAACAGCUGAUGGAGCCACCUGACGGUAUUCCGUGGGAGAAAAUGAGCAAAGUAUGGGUACAUUUAAUGUGUUUUGCAGCUAUGAAUUGCAGGCCACACGUCCAUGCACAGCAACCUAGUAAGGGCGGCGAACUUCUCACAUUCGUUUGGUUGCUCAUGAAUCAUUUGGGUAUCGGGACUCACUUUUCAAGCCAUUAGUGAUGCUAGAUAGUGAAUUUGAUGAAACCUGCUUUCAGAUAAUUAUAUAUACUUUGAUUCCUUCGUGUAUUUUCUUUGUUAUGUUUCUUUGUAUGACUACUUGUUGCUAAUAAGUGAUGAUGGUCUUAUGUGAUCAGUAUAUUUUGUACUAACUAAAGUUGAAGUUCAACA
This is a messenger RNA of Rubroshorea leprosula, 2234 nucleotides long. Lineage: Eukaryota; Viridiplantae; Streptophyta; Magnoliopsida; Malvales; Dipterocarpaceae. The record is from the annotation of a GenBank genome assembly.